GCCACCGCAUGCUCCCACCCUCCGUGGGGGUUUUCUUUUGCCGUUCUUUCAGACGCCGACAAUUGCCGAGGGACGGAGACAUGGAAGCUGCAUUCCAACUUACGGAGUACAACAACAGAUGCCCUUCGAAUCAUUCAUCGGCUAUAUUCAGAUGGAUAUGGUAUGAUAACACUGCAUCUAUCUUGGCGUUCAAAGGAUUGCUCGUUUUUCCUCCUGUAUGCGGUUGGUCGAGAACGCCGCGGCUUGAAUUGAACGGGAGUGUGUGGGUUCAGGUGGCUUUAACGAGGCUUUGGACUCUUGGAGUACUGUAUAGAGGUGUUGAUGGUUCGCUAAUUGUGAAUUUCUCGGUUACUGUGAUGCCACCUCGCGGCCGAUACUGCAUUUAGUCAAUACCCG
This is a messenger RNA of Aspergillus ochraceoroseus IBT 24754, 396 nucleotides long. RefSeq lists its product as uncharacterized. The coding region runs from base 81 to 386 and encodes 101 amino acids. The record is from RefSeq and is a predicted model, not a curated record. Lineage: Eukaryota; Fungi; Ascomycota; Eurotiomycetes; Eurotiales; Aspergillaceae. The transcript has a single exon.